Molecule: messenger RNA, 453 nt
Organism: Scutellospora calospora
Lineage: Eukaryota; Fungi; Glomeromycota; Glomeromycetes; Diversisporales; Gigasporaceae
Source: the annotation of a GenBank genome assembly
AUGAAUAUUAAUUAUUUACAAUAUAAUUUCCCAAAUGAAAUUCUUAUAGAGAUUUUUAAAUAUGUUAAAUAUUUAAAAUCUUUAAAGAUUACAUGUAAACGUUUUAAUGAUAUUAUCAUUGAUUCUUUCUUUAAAUUUCAAUGGUUUUUAUCAUAUCAUGAGACUAUUCUUAAAGAUGAGAUAAUUACAUUAGGAUUUAUCUCUUUGAUGAAAGAAAUCAACAAAGAGAAAAAAAUCUUUGAUGAUAAUGAUGUAUUUUUAACAAGAAUUGCGAUAAAUUUACAUAAAUCUGGAUUACAAGAAAAUCGUAAAAAAGCAUUUAAAAUUUUUAAAAUUAUCAAGUAUUAUCGUUGGAUAGGAGAAUAUUACGAGAAUGGAUUCGGAGUUGUCAAAAUUAAUAAAAAGAAAGCUUCAGAAUAUUAUGUAAAGGAUUACGAAUUAUAUAUCAAAUAA